AUGAUGCCACCUCGUACUAACCUGGCUACUGGAAUCCCCAGUAGUAAAGUGAAAUACUCAAGACUCUCCAGCACGGAUGAUGGCUACAUUAACCUUCAGUUUAAGAGCCCUCCUAAGAUCCCAUAUAAGGCCAUUGCGCUUGCUACAGUGCUGUUUUUGACUGGCACCUUUCUCAUUAUCACAGGCUCCCUCCUGCUGGUGGGCUAUAUCAGCAAAGAGCGGGCAGAUCAGGCCAUUCCUGUCCUGAUCAUUGGCAUCCUAGUGUUCCUGCCAGGAUUCUACCACCUGUGCAUCGCCUACUGGGCAUCCAAAGGCUACUGGGGUUACUCCUACAAUGACAUUACAGACUUUGGUGAUUGA
Messenger RNA from Pteronotus mesoamericanus, 360 nucleotides. Its product is annotated as transmembrane protein 230-like. The record is from RefSeq and is a predicted model, not a curated record. The coding region runs from base 1 to 360 and encodes 119 amino acids. Lineage: Eukaryota; Metazoa; Chordata; Mammalia; Chiroptera; Mormoopidae. The transcript has a single exon. Gene Ontology annotation, biological process: synaptic vesicle transport. Gene Ontology annotation, cellular component: endomembrane system; synaptic vesicle.